Messenger RNA from Sus scrofa (pig), 1591 nucleotides. RefSeq names its product cytochrome b5 reductase 1 (gene CYB5R1). Gene Ontology annotation, molecular function: FAD binding; oxidoreductase activity. NCBI's taxonomy places the organism in Eukaryota, Metazoa, Chordata, Mammalia, Artiodactyla, Suidae. Gene Ontology annotation, cellular component: mitochondrion. The record is from RefSeq and is marked validated.
GAUCUGCAGGCCGGCUGCGCGGUGGAGGUCCCGGUUCUCCGUCAUGGGGUUCCAGCCGAGUCCAGUCCUGCUGGCUUCCCUGGGGGUGGGGCUGCUGAGUCUGUUUGGCCUAGCUCUGGGCUCCUACCUCCUGCGGAGAUCCCGCCGGCCGCUGGUCACGCUCUUGGACCCCAAUGAAAAGUACCUGCUGCGACUGUUAGAUAAAACGACCGUGAACCACAACACUAAGAAGUUCCGCUUUGCCCUGCCCACCGCCCACCACGUUCUGGGGCUGCCUGUGGGCAAACAUGUCUACCUCUCUGCCUGCAUCAACGGCAGUCUUGUCAUCAGGCCCUACACUCCCAUCACCAGCGAUGAGGACCAAGGCUACGUGGAUCGUGUCAUCAAGGUCUACCUGAAGGGCGUGCACCCCAAAUUUCCUGAGGGAGGGAAGAUGUCUCAGUACCUGAAUAGCCUGAAGCUUGGGGAUGUGGUGGAGUUUCGAGGGCCCAGUGGGUUGCUCACUUACACCGGGAAAGGAAAGUUCAGCAUUCAGCCCAACAAGAAAUCUCCGCCGGAACCCCGAGUGGCCAGGAAACUGGGAAUGAUUGCCGGAGGCACAGGGAUCACCCCGAUGCUGCAGCUGAUCCGGGCCAUCCUGAAAGACCCAGAAGAUCCAACCCAGUGCUUUCUGCUUUUUGCCAACCAGACCGAAAAGGACAUAAUCUUACGGGAGGACUUGGAGGAGCUGCAGGCACGACACCCCAAUCAGUUUAAGCUCUGGUUCACUCUGGAUCAGCCCCCAGAAGAUUGGACCUACAGCAAGGGUUUUGUGUCUGCCGACAUGAUCCGGGAGCACCUGCCUGCCCCAGCAGAGGACGUGUUGCUGCUGCUGUGUGGGCCACCCCCCAUGGUGCAGCUGGCCUGCCACCCCAACCUAGACAAACUGGGCUACUCACAGAAGAUGCGCUUCACCUACUGAGCAUCCUCUCGUUUCCCUGGUCUCGCUGCCAGCAUCUGCCCCCAGCCAGCACCUAGUGCUCUGAGCCUUAGAUGCCCUUCCCAAUGGCCCCAGCCUUUUUGUCUUACUCUGGAACUGGAAUCUGAAUGGUACCUGCAGGAACAACAUCCUUAUAGCCAUCAAGAGGGCCAAGGCUGAGUCAGUCCCUGGAAGCCCCACCCCCAUCUCCCUGUGAUGCAAGGUCCAGGUCAGGCCCACAGAGCAGACGUACCCGGAACAGAAAGAAGAAAGCAUGUACACCUGUUCCAGGACUGGCUAGUUCCUGGAUAGCCUCAUACUCUUCUUUGAGUCUGUGAUGAAAAAUUGUGUGUAAUGGGUUUUCCUUAAUAUUUGGUGCUUUACCCAUCGCAGACUCCGCGUGUGUGGCUGAAGUGGAGCAGACUUGCAGAGAAAAUCUUCUCGAGAUCACAGGAAAGGAGGAAAUGGCUUCAUUCAGACCUCGGAGAAAGGAAUCUAAACUCUGUAUUUGCGUGUCUGUCUCCCUCUGCCCCUCUGGUAGGAAAGGGCCACCUACAGUCUAAGACUGCUGCUGGGGCAAAAACCUCUGCUUAUGCUAAUAAAUGGGGCCAAGGUCCCUGUGUUAACACCUAA